Anastrepha obliqua is the source of this 1388-nucleotide messenger RNA. RefSeq names its product serine protease 1-like. Gene Ontology annotation, molecular function: serine-type endopeptidase activity. The record is from RefSeq and is a predicted model, not a curated record. The transcript is spliced from 5 exons. Bases 9 to 1388 code for a protein of 459 amino acids. NCBI's taxonomy places the organism in Eukaryota, Metazoa, Arthropoda, Insecta, Diptera, Tephritidae. Gene Ontology annotation, biological process: proteolysis.
CAGUAAAGAUGAAAGUGCUAAUCAUUUUGGCUGCAUGCCUUAUUGGCAGCGCAAUCGCGUCCACCAACCAAGUUGAUUGGUCUAAAGUGGCCUCGUUGGAUGUACAUCCACAAAUACCAUUAAAUCCCCGUAUGCCUAUCAACGGUAACACAGGACGUAUUACCAAUGGCAAUUUGGCGGAACCUAUGCAAUUCCCCUAUCAAGUUGGUUUAUUGUUGUACUUUGCCUCAGGUAUGGCUUGGUGCGGCGGUAGCUUGAUCUCUGAUCGUUGGGUGGUUACAGCUGCCCAUUGCACAGACGGGGCAACUGGCGUUGACGUAUACUUGGGCGCUUGGAAUCGCACGGAUGAAACAGAAGAGAACCAACAAAUUGUUUACGUAUCUGCGAAGAAUAUAGUCAUUCAUGAAGAUUGGGAUUCUAGUCUUAUUUUGAACGACAUUUCCCUUAUUAAAUUUCCAGUUUCUAUUGAAUUUAACGAAUACAUCCAACCAGUUGCUUUGCCUAAAAUAUCAUCCUCAUACUCAACCUACGAAGGCGAACAAGUGAUUGCCUCUGGAUGGGGAAAGAUUAGCGACAGUGCCACAAGUGCCACCGAUGUAUUGCGCUGGGUUGAGGUACCCAUUAUGUCCAAUACUGUAUGCAACAGGUGGUUCUUCGGCUUAGUUUCCUCAACGAAUAUCUGCAUUAAGACUACUGGUGGCACUUCCACUUGCAAUGGUGACUCCGGCGGUCCAUUGGUAUACAACGAUGGCGAAGAGACUGUGUUGAUUGGAGCCACUUCUUUUGGCAUUUCCCUUGGAUGUGAAGUUGGCUGGCCAGGUGUAUUUACUCGCAUCACUUCAUACUUGGAUUGGAUUGAAUCCAAUUCUGGUGUUGCUACAUACACUGUAUCCAGCAGCGAUAUUAUCAUCCACGCCAGCUGGAAUUCCAAUACUUUGAAGAACGAUAUCUCUCUCAUCAAAAUUCCAUCUGUUUCUUACUCCAGCAAAAUUCAAGCCGUCGAAUUGCCCGCUGUUGCCAGCUCCUACUCUACAUAUGCUGGAGAAUCUGCCAUUGCUUCAGGUUGGGGAAAAAUCAGUGAUUCCGCCACCAGUGUGACUAGCAACUUGCAAUACGCCACCUUAAGCAUUAUUACCAACACUGUCUGUGCCCGCACUUAUGGAACUUCGAUUGUUACUUCUUCUAACAUUUGCGUAUCCACAACUGGUGGAGUUUCCACUUGCAACGGUGACUCAGGUGGCCCAUUGGUGUUGGCUUCUUCGGGAGUACAGAUCGGUUUAACUUCAUUCGGUUCUUCAGCUGGCUGCGCUAAGGGUUAUCCAGCUGCUUUCACCCGUUUGACCAGCUACCUUGACUGGAUCAAGACCAACACUGGCAUUUCUUACUAA